AUGUUCAAUGGACAGGGACAAUGGGGUCCCGUGGGAUCUCAGGGUAGUCCUAAUUUGCAGCAGCAGCAGCAACAACGAUCACAACAGGCUCAGCAACAGGCUCAGCAGCUAGCUCAGCAGCAGGGAAUUAGUCAAGGACAGCAAAACCCACAACAUUCCGGGAAGGCCCCACAAGCUGGUGGAUCCACUAGAUCUUCCUUAACACCUCAGCAGAUCAUUCAGGGGCUCAUGCGACUCGAUCCACAGCAGAGAAACACUAUUAUUCAGAAGAAUCCUCAGAUGCAGUUGUUUUUACAGCAAUACGAACAGCAUAGAAAACUUGCACUGCAACAGGCUCAAAGAAACAAUGAAGGACGACAGAAUGCUGGAAAUCAGUCAUCUCAGCAGUAUAAUUCAUUCGCCAAUCCUAUUCAACGACGCGGACGCCCUUCUCAACAAGCUCAACUGGCUGAACAGGCCCAUAUACAGAUGAAUUCACGUCGAAUGAUGGCUCAGACUGCUCAAGAUAGUCAUGCUUCGAUGGUACAGAAUAUUGUUACGCAUGGUUCUUCUUUAGGUGCUGUUUCGCGUGGUGGCUCCGCAGGCGUCGACGCCGCAGUUGCUACACCAGAUGUCUCUUCGGUGCCAGGCACUGCAUCUUCUGUGGCUCCGGCGGCUUCAGGGAUGGGGUCUUCGGCGGCCCCUCAACUACCACCAGCGCUUCCUCUGAAAGAUGUUCAUCAUUGGUCACGUCUUCUCUCUCAGCAUAAUCGUAAUGUACCGUCCUCACUUAAAAUCUAUGAAGAAAUACUAGAAAGAGACUCUCAAUUUGAAAACAGGCUUAGACAGGAGCAGAAAAAGCCGUUUGAUGCAGAUAUGGCUCAAAGAAUGGUUCGAGAUUUGAAGUUCUAUCAGCAAAUUAGAGAUUCACGGCUUAAGGCCAUUAAUCUACGUCCAGAACUGAAUAAGGUUACCAAUAGACUCUGGGGAGAAGGCUAUGCGGGCUAUGGUAAUGGUUUUACCAACAGUCGGACGGAAAUUAUAUUACCAGACCAUCGUAAGAAGGGAAGUGUAGCUAAAGACAUUUACAUUUCCCCAGAAAAGAUCACCGAGCAGGCUAUAACGACGGAAGAGUUGGUACCCAUUCGACUUGAGUUCGACCAGGAUAGGGACGGAUUUCAGCUGAGUGACACAUUCCUAUGGAAUCUAAAUGAGAAAUGUAUCUCUCUUGAAAGUUUUGCGACAACUCUUAUGGCGGACUAUCAGUUUCCAGUAGAAAGAGCAUCACAAUUCAAGGAGAAAAUCGUCAGUAGUAUCAAGGAACAGCUUGAUGAGUAUCAUCCUAUGAUCUAUAAAGAACAGGAGAGCUCCAAGUUUUCGGAUCUGAGAUUCCCUAUAUCUCUCGAUAUCACUAUAGCGAACAAUCAACUUGUAGAUAGAUUUGACUGGGAUAUCAUGAAUCCAGAUAACGAUCCGGAGGAGUUUGCAGAGGUUUUGUGUGCAGAAAUGUCAUUGCCAGGAGAAUUUGUCACGGCAGUAGCACAUUCUAUAAGAGAACAAUGCCAAACGUAUAUCCGAUCAUUGUUUUUAAUUGGAUAUCGGUUUGAUGGUUCCGCCGUGACAGGAGAUGAGCUGAAGGAAUUUGUAAAGCCAAGUUUGGAUGCCCAUAACAUAGUGAGGCCAAGAUAUUUGCUUUCAGAUUACACUACGUCUCUACAGGAGCUUUCGUAUGACAACGUGGAGAAGCUAAAGAAGGAACGGGAGAGAGAAUCGCGUAGAAAGAAAAGAGGACAGAUGAGAAUUGGAAGAAGGGGAGGACUGGUUCUUCCAGAUCUUCACGACCUUCCUAAGACCUUCCGUACACCUGUACCUAACAGUGUUUUGCCGGGAGGUGUGGAUUUGGGUCAUCCCACCGAUUCGUAUCUCGAAUAUCCUAUAUCGAUUGAGAUUCCACAGCGACAGUUGAAAGCUUUGGAUGAAUAUAAGAAGGAGCAGGCCAGAUUGAAAGAACAGGAAAGACUGGAACAGUUAGAACUACACAAGAGACGCGAAAUGGAAAGAGUUCAAGGACAGCAGUUGAUACAGAGGGCUCGGGUUAAAAUGAGACUUCCUGAAGGAUUACAGAGCAAAGUUACUUACCGCAACGAGUAUGAAAAGGCAUUUGUGGUUAAGAUUCGGUUUGUGUAG
Molecule: messenger RNA, 2166 nt
Organism: Brettanomyces nanus
Lineage: Eukaryota; Fungi; Ascomycota; Pichiomycetes; Pichiales; Pichiaceae
Exons: 1
Coding region: 1-2166 (721 amino acids)
Biological process (GO): regulation of transcription by RNA polymerase II; chromatin remodeling
Cellular component (GO): nucleus; SWI/SNF complex; nuclear chromosome
Molecular function (GO): transcription coregulator activity
Source: RefSeq, a predicted model, not a curated record